CUAGCAGCAGACGCGUGCGCCUGGAACGAGAGGCAGGUGACAUCUGAACCGCGACGCGUGGCCAUUCAUUCGAUCUCCACCACAGGACAACGGGCUUUGUGAGCUACAAGGGGCAACAAUAUCCGAAUCAUCUCUGCAUGGGAAUACUGUCACUACCUUUUCCCCCAAAAGUUUAAAAUUAAGCUCUCUCCUCUAUCUGUCUCUGAGGGGGCUGAUAAGACAGCGUUUGGUGAAGGGCACUCUGAAUCAAUCGUAGGAAAAGCUGUCUGCCUAACCCUCCUUUUGUGAAGACACGGCUAUAAUUCUCAACCCCCCCACCCCAAGAAGAAAGUGUCUUCAAAUAGAGAUACAGCCACAACGCAAGAAAGAUUGCACACACUUUUACCGACACUUGUAGCAAAAGCAGUCUCCUUUUGUAAAGACGCGGCUAUAAUUCAGCAUCCCCUGCCCCAAAAAAAGAAGAAAAGAAGAAGAAUUCAAACAGAGAUACAGUGACAACGCAUGAAACAGUGCCAACACUUCUAACAAAACCCCCAGGAGAUGUAUAUGGGAACAGUCUAUGGUUUUUGUUAGUUUGAAAAAUAGAUAAGUGCACUUUUUUUUCUCAUCUCGGCAGUCUGUCUUAUGAGUGUUGCGGAGCGGGGACUUCUACUUUGCAUUUAAAGGGAUUCCUUAUGGGUAGACGGGCUGUCAUUUUUCAUGCAUCUCUUUUGAUGUAUUUUUCAGUAGCUUGUGCAUAUUUACCCAGUGUUUGUACAUCAAGCUGCUGACACACUUUUCGAUCAAGACGGAAAACCUCCAAGGGGCUUGUUGGGAUCCAUGGAGGUUAAGUGCUUGCUGCUUAAAAAAGCAUGUUACACUUUAGGUUUUUAAGUAAUUUGUCCAACCCCAAGUCAAGGAGAGGGUAAAGUCUAGCUGUAGAAAAGGAGAGAAAUAGAGAAAAAAAAUAGAGAAAGCAAGACAGAGAAAAAGAGAGACUUAAAAAAACAUCCUAGUCUUAAGCCUUUUAAGUCAUUUGUCCAACCACAGGCAGAAGAAAUUCUAAGAGGAGAAAAGGGAACAGGGAAAUAGAAAAACGGAGAAAGAGAGCAACAGAGAGAGAGAGCGAGCGCGAGAGAGAGAGACAGAGAGAAAGAGAGAGCAAUAGGAGUGGCUUCUGUUGCCAAGGACAACGGUAUCAACACGUCGCGUGGUCACAACACAGACCCACCCACACAGACACACGCUCUCUCCCUCACACGCUGAAAGGGGCACGACGGUGUGAGGACUGAGGAGCGCUCCCCAUUUUCUAGCACUGGCAGCCGGGCACACAAAUUGCCCCGACUCCCCAUCAACCCAGCGGGCAGAUUCCAGACAGAUGGGAGUGCGUCCCUCCACCACCACCACCACCACCACCACCAUCUCAGUCACCACCACUACCACCAGAAGCUCUUCUUUCUUCCCUCCUCCUCCUCCUCUUCCUCCUCCUCUUCCUCUUCCUUUUUCUCCUCCCGGGCUGGAGAAGUGAUCCCACAGCGCAGCGUCUUUUCCGCUGAGGACCCGGAGCCAGGGCCGUGUGGGACGUAAAGGGAAGCGUUUGGGAAGCGCUCGGGAAGCGAGGACACGACUGAACGGAUUACUGCUCAUCCUUCACUCGCUCUCUCUCUCUCUCACACACUCGCUCUCUCUCCAGUCUCCCGGCAGCAAAGAGCGGAGUGGAGAGGCACACGCCAGAGGGGACAAAAGGAGGAGAUCCAGUCAAGCACUAGUGCCACAGCAAUCACACUCUCCUCCCUUACUCUUUCGCUUUCCUGUAUUGUGGUUCUGGGACUUUUUCCACCCCUUUUCUCCUUUCUUUCUUUUCUUUUCCAGUUCUUUUUUCAUUGACUGCUCUCUCUUUCUCUCUUUCUCUCUCUCUCGCUCUCUCUCUCUCUCUCUCUCCCUCUCUCUUUUGACAUCAGUGUCUGGAGGAAGAGUAAGGACUUGGCAAAGCUCCCCGUGCCUGCCUGCCUGCCUGCCUGCCUUUUUAAAAAUAAAUAAAUGGCCCCUGAGGUGGGUACAAGAGAAGUGCUUUAGGCAGAGUGAAAGAGAGUGAGAGGAAGAGAGACAGACGUUUUGAGUGCCAAAAAAGUCAUGGGGAAGUCCAACAGCAAACUGAAGCCCGAAGUGGUUGAGGAGCUGACCAGGAAAACCUACUUCACAGAAAAAGAAGUACAACAGUGGUAUAAGGGCUUUAUCAAGGACUGUCCAAGUGGCCAGCUGGACUCGGCAGGCUUUCAGAAGAUCUACAAGCAGUUCUUUCCAUUCGGAGACCCCACCAAGUUCGCCUCCUUCGUCUUCAACGUGUUUGACGAGAAUAAGGAUGGCCGCAUCGAGUUCUCAGAAUUCAUCCAGGCCCUGUCGGUCACCUCCAGAGGGACACUGGAUGAAAAGCUACGAUGGGCUUUUAAACUUUACGAUCUCGACAACGACGGCUACAUUACUCGAGAUGAGAUGCUGAACAUUGUGGAUGCCAUUUACCAGAUGGUGGGCAACACAGUGGAGCUACCUGAGGAGGAGAACACUCCAGAGAAGAGAGUGGACCGUAUCUUUGCCAUGAUGGAUAAGAAUGCGGACGGAAUGCUGACUCUGCAGGAGUUCCAGGAGGGUUCCAAGGCUGACCCGUCCAUCGUCCAGGCCCUGUCCCUGUACGACGGCCUGGUCUAGAGGUGGUCAUUGAUGUCUGCUGCGUCUCUGUCGUGUCAUCUCCGAGACAGAUGCCAUCUCUCCCUGUGCCAGCUCCGGUUGGGACAUGGAGUUAUUGUGCUGCAUUGCAAACGCUCCCUCACAAGAUGCUUCAAUAUCUCAUUUUCCUGUUAUGUCGAAAACAACACACAAAUUGGACAACGUUCCCAGCUGUGCUGUGCCGUUACCGCAUCACUUUUCAUGACAUGAAACAGGACUUUCAGGAGACUUAACUGUCAACAGAAAAAGAUGCUAAGGACACGUUCACGACAGCCCUGAACUUGAGAGUUGAUGUUCACCUGAUUUUCGUGCAGAUGUAGACUGAACAAAGGAGCAUUGAUUCCAUGAUAUCAAGGACUAUGUGCACGUUUUCAGCUAUACAGUAAGGUGAAUCCAUCUUUGAUGAGUAUGUAAAAAAAAUGUGCAGCCUCAUCGCACAGAUGUAUUUAAUAGGCUACUGACUUGAGUAUUUUUUGAGAUGUACUGAGGGUUGAAAUAAAACACUGAAUACAAUAGUUUUAAUUCAUACAUACUAUAUACUGGAUUGUACAGUUAAAUGUCAUCGUACUGUAAGGACUACUGCGCCAAUGGAGAGGUCUUAUGGUGUGUACACAACCAUAUGUUUGUUAUGAAUUUCACAUAGUUGUUGUGGCUUCUUCUGUUCCUCCUGAAUGCUGUGAUGAAGACACUGAAUUUGUUUGGAAUUCUUCAGUGCACUGUUCCAACAAAAAAAAUGUUUGCUGUAAAAAAGUAUUAUUUUUCUAUUUAAAGCAGGCCUGACAUUGUGAAAAAGAAAGCCUUUGUGUGUGUUUUACCCAACGCAGUGUUUUGACCAGUAAUAUAGAUCCUUGUCAUAUGCACAUUUUAAUUCACAAAUGAGCCAAGUAAAUAUCUAAGUUUUGCCUUUGUCAUGAAUGCCAUCUGAGAAUCCCAUAAGAACUGUUCAGUAAUGUGCUGGACCCCUUUUUUUCUUCUUCUUUACCAUCAAGCAGCCAAGAAUCAAGUUAUUUAACAUGCACUAAAUUAAACAUGAUGUAUAUAUACACCACAUAUUAAAAGAAAUAUGAUACAUAACA
This is a messenger RNA of Engraulis encrasicolus (European anchovy), 3779 nucleotides long. It is a transcript of the gene ncs1a, whose product is annotated as neuronal calcium sensor 1a. The record is from RefSeq and is a predicted model, not a curated record. Gene Ontology annotation, molecular function: calcium sensitive guanylate cyclase activator activity; calcium ion binding. The transcript has 10 exons. Lineage: Eukaryota; Metazoa; Chordata; Actinopteri; Clupeiformes; Engraulidae. Bases 2113 to 2685 code for a protein of 190 amino acids.